Messenger RNA from Hemicordylus capensis (graceful crag lizard), 1482 nucleotides. It is a transcript of the gene THAP5, whose product is annotated as THAP domain containing 5. Gene Ontology annotation, cellular component: nucleus. The transcript is spliced from 3 exons. The coding region runs from base 165 to 1466 and encodes 433 amino acids. The record is from RefSeq and is a predicted model, not a curated record. Lineage: Eukaryota; Metazoa; Chordata; Lepidosauria; Squamata; Cordylidae.
GAAGGGGAAGUGAGGCGGGGAGACCUUCCCGGAAGCGGAAGCGUCACUCUCUGUGUGGCGGGGUGUGUGUGUAUGUGUGUGAUUGUUAUGCCUGAGGCGGAGAAGUGGGGGGCAGCGCUGUCGCUCGGGCACCGUCUGGGGCGGGGGCCGCAGGAGCCCUCGUCAUGCCCCGGUACUGCGCGGCCGCCUGCUGCCGGAACCGAGCCGGCCAGAGCGCCCGGGACCAGCGCAAGCUCAGCUUCUACCCCAGAUUUCCUCUUCACGAUAAAGAAAGGCUAGAGAAAUGGCUGCGGAAUAUGAGACGUGACACGUGGACUCCUAGUAAGCACCAGGUUCUCUGCAGUGACCAUUUCACACCAGAUUCUCUUGAUGUGCGGUGGGGCAUUCGAUACUUAAAAACAACAGCAGUGCCAACUAUUUUUUCAUCAUCUGAUAAUCAGGAAAAAAGACUUUCUCAGAAAAACAAACAAGAGAAAAGAAUAGAAGAUAUCAAAGAAAGGAGCAAGAGUACAGCAGCUACAUCUCCUAAAUCUUGUUCACCAAAGAUAAAUAUCGUAAUUGAAGAAAGCCUAUAUAGAAAAGCACUUUCUACAACGUUAAGCAGAUCUCCAGAAAAGAAAGCAGUACUUCAGAAUACAGAAAAAAAUGAAGAUGACAUUGCAUGUCCAAAUAGGUCCAGCGGACAGCAUAGGGAGAAGAUCAGCACUGGGUUAACUGCAGCUGACAUGCAGAAUGCCACACUUUGUGAUUCCACACCUCCAGAAAACAGCAGCUUUAAUCACUCUGUGGAGAGCCUCUUUAGUAGUGCAACCACACUUUUGCAAGCUUCAAUUCAUGAGCUCCAUUCACGUCUUGAGUGUGACACAGAUUCUAAAGCCACCGUUUUGCAGGCUACAGAUCUUGAGCACUUGGAGUCAUCUCUGGAAUUUAAUAAUGUGACUGUACCAAUGAAUGACUUUCCACCUGAUUUACUGAACUCUCACAUCACAGGCUGUUCUGUGGAAGUACAAGACACCGAUGAAAACUCAGUGCUGCUCCAGACUGUGACACAAGCUUUAGAACAGUUUAACGGAAAUAAAGAGUCUGUUAUCACCAUUAUAGUUCCUUCUGAGAGUUCAGAUGACCCUUUCUUGUUAGAGGGAGCAUUCGUGACAGCAGAGCGGGAACUAGUCAACAUAGAAGCGGAAAGAUCUGCAUGCAUUGCCACUUAUGGUGGCACUGAAGUGCUACAAACUGAGCAUUCAUAUUGCAGGCAAGACAUAGACAGGGAACAGCUGUGGCAAAAAAUCACAAAGCUGCAUGCUAAAAUAGCACUUUUGGAAGUACAGGAGAGGAAAACUUUAAGCAGACUCAAAACAUUAGAAGCUCUUAUUGCAAAACUGAAACAGGAAAAUCUUCUUUCUGAAGAAAAACUCAAGAUUGUAGAAAACUGUUUCACAACGUUUGAAGUUACUAUGAUACAAUAAAAGCUUUAAAAUGAUA